UUUUAAUUACCAAGAUCCCCCCUCUCGAAACGUCACAAGGGGUCGAUGGCGAAGCCAUCGCCACGGUGCAGCCGGUGCAAUCGAGAGGCGCGCGCGCGCUGCGCAGCGGCGGUUUGUGCAAGAAAUGCUACGAUGCCAUGCGGAAGGAGGCCUCGGAGACGGCCUUGAUGAGACCCGCCGACACCGCUGCGCUGCUGCCGUGCCCGGGGCUGCCGGAGGGCGCACACGAGCUGCGUUACCACGAGCGCUACGCCUAUUCGCACAACGGCGUGCGGCCGAUCGGAUGCCCCAUCCUGCUGCCACUGGGUACCACGACCAAACGGUGCCAGCCGUGCGAGCAGGCCGCGCACAACUACAAGCGCGUUCUCGCCAAGUGGAAGGACGGGCCGUUGAGAUCCCCACUGUACAUGAUGGGCGCUAUGGAUCCGAUCGAGAGACGGAAGGUGUGCAUCACAGAGCAAGUGAAGCACGUUUUAGACGCCCUUCAAAUCGCCGCUCUCAACGACCUUGAAGACGAUCGGCGCCGAACAGUGCUACUACUGCAAGAGCUCGAGAUGUUCGCCAUUGAAGUCGACCUGCACAUGAUCGCCUUUGAUGGCGGCGGUAUUUCGCACAGAGGCAAGGUCUUUAUCGCGUGCCCCGGGCUCGUCAGCUCCGACGUCGGCCUCGACGACGUGCAACGCUUCUUUCGCUUUUUUCAGCUGGGCAACGUCUCGGUGGACUCACGCCAUCGUCUCCGCCACGCCAAGUGCGCGCGAUACCAGUACAUCCAGGAGCGCAUCAAGCAUACGAGUACGGCCAUGUGCGAGUCGUGCGCCGACUUGAAGACAUCUCUCCAAGGCCUUGUGCUUGCAGGGGCUCAAACAAACGCCGCAGGGGCGACGCCGCAACACGAUGCUCCUGGAAACUACUACAACCUCACAGCGACGACGGGGCUCGGCGCCAAAGCUGCAGCAAGGAACAAGCGCGCCCGCGACGCCACACAAAAGACACAAGAACCGAAGCGAGCCAAAAGCUGAAGCUGCUGCCCAAGCUGGAUUUCUUUUGCAGCCUAGCGCGUCCUACUGAAGAAUAUGACGUUAUCUAUCUUCA
Saprolegnia diclina VS20 is the source of this 1092-nucleotide messenger RNA. RefSeq lists its product as hypothetical. NCBI's taxonomy places the organism in Eukaryota, Oomycota, Saprolegniomycetes, Saprolegniales, Saprolegniaceae. The transcript has a single exon. The coding region runs from base 138 to 1019 and encodes 293 amino acids. The record is from RefSeq and is a predicted model, not a curated record.